AUGCCCGCUUCAGCCAACACCACUACCUGGGUCCCGGAAAAUUACAAAACCCCUUCCUUUCCCUCUCUCUACUGGCUCGUUGGACCGGAUAAUCUCGUCCAGCCCAGGUUCCUCUACCACGUUCACGAUAUCUGGCGCUUCACUCUGUUCUGGACGACCAUCAUCUUCGAGGCUGUACAUUUGCUGGUUGGGACGUACGCGGUGGUGAUUGUGUGGUGGGGAGGGAGGAACAAAUUGAAGGAGGAUGGGAAAGAGAACGGGGGCGGAAAGGAGGUUAAGAGAGGGCGGGAGGAGUCACUGAAGAAUAUCAAGGUGCUGUGGGUGGUGCCAGUCGUGUAUGGAAUCGUGGCAGGCGUGGAAGCAUUGUUGGCAGGGAGCGUAGUGGGGUUGAUACUCGGCGCUGUGUACAACGCCGGAGGCUUCAGGAUGUCGACUUGGAUCCCGCGGACUAUGACCAAGGCAAACGAUUUAGCUGAAUGUGAACGGACACCGAAGCUUCGAACGUCCACCUGGCACGCCCAAGCCACCACAGCUUUCCUAUCACGCAACAUCUCGCAGCAGACACACGAACAGGAGCACUGCAAAGCCGAAGUCAACCGCAACGGUCUUGCACUUGGAAUUCAGCUUAAGAGGUGA
Molecule: messenger RNA, 636 nt
Organism: Letharia columbiana
Lineage: Eukaryota; Fungi; Ascomycota; Lecanoromycetes; Lecanorales; Parmeliaceae
Exons: 4
Coding region: 1-636 (211 amino acids)
Source: RefSeq, a predicted model, not a curated record